Molecule: messenger RNA, 1228 nt
Organism: Colias croceus (clouded yellow)
Lineage: Eukaryota; Metazoa; Arthropoda; Insecta; Lepidoptera; Pieridae
Product: ankyrin repeat domain-containing protein 29
Exons: 8
Coding region: 284-1171 (295 amino acids)
Molecular function (GO): protein binding
Source: RefSeq, a predicted model, not a curated record
GGAGGGAAAAUAAAUAAUACAACAUGGUGAAUGGUGUAGCGUAGCCGCGCAUGUUGAAUAUUUCUAUAAAUUCGCCGGUUAGGUCUUUUGUUAAUGCAAAAAUAACAAACGUAUUAUUACAAACAAUAUAAAUAAAUAUAAAACUUUAUCGUUACAUUGGUGUGGUUAUUUUAUGUGAUAAUUGAGUUAAAACAGUAAACACACGCGUAAUAAAUAUAUGAAACAGUUUUGCGAUGGAUUUUUAUUUUUCUGUGUAGUGAAUAUUAUUUGAAAUACAUAUAAAAUGUCUUUAAAGAAAGAAUCUCGGACAGACGUGCAGUUUCAUCUCGCGGCGCUGCGCGGAGACUGCGACAGGCUCAGACAGCUCUUGGAUACCGGCAAAGUGCAUAUUGACUCCAGAGAUCGGGACGGCACCACGCCGCUGAUUCUGUCAGCCGCGAUGGGGCACACGGAGUGCGUGCAAGAGCUGCUGACGCAAGGAGCCGACCCCGCGUGUUGCAGGACGACAGGAACGACGGCGCUGUUCUUCGCGGCUCAAGGCGGGUUCCUUGACAUCGCGAGGUUGCUGCUGGACGCCGGAGCCGCUAUAGAUGCCCCGUCUGCGGAUGGCGGAACACCCUUAUUCGUAGCCUGUCAGUGUGGGCACUUACCUGUCGUCGAAGAGUUGAUACAUAGAGGAGCUAACGUGAACUCUUGUAUGAAGGACAAAGCCACUCCCCUGUUCAUAGCGGCACAGAACGGGCACGAGGAGGUCUGCCUCGCGUUGCUGUCAGCAGGAGCAGCUGUGGACUCGGCCCGGUUGGACCGCGCCACGCCGCUGUGGAUCGCGGCGCAGUGCGGACACCAGCGGGUCGCGCGGGCACUGCUCGCUGCGGGAGCCGACGCGGACCGACCGCGACAGGACGGUGCAACACCUCUAUUCAAAGCUGCGCACAAGGGUCAUGCAGCGGUCGUACAGGAGCUGCUGAAGUAUAAACCUGACUUAGGAUUGUUGCCGAACGGUCAAACAGCCCUGCACGGUGCGGCCAUGUUCGGGCAGCUCGCCUGUGUCCGUCUGUUAGCUCGCCGCUCGCCGCACAUCCGCAACGCGCACGGACACACGCCAUUAGCGGCUGCUGCUGCUGCCGGGAAACGGGAUGUAGUCGCUUAUCUCGCUAAUUUGCACUCGUGAUAAUAGUAACAAACCUGAAACAUAAAUUAAUAAACACCCCCCCCCCCCCCCCCCAAA